GCGCCAUAUUCAACAUCAAGGACAAAACUCAAAACCAACUGUUAUAAUUCUGUCGUAGACUUUUUUGUAGCGGAAGCUUAAUUUCUGAGUUUUCAUUUCUGAAGCAGAGAAGAAAAGGAAAGAUGGCAGGCACUGCUGGAAAGGUCAUUCGUUGCAAAGCUGCUGUGGCAUGGGAGGCUGGGAAGCCACUGGUGAUCGAAGAAGUGGAUGUGGCUCCUCCUCAGGCCAAUGAAGUUCGUUUGAAGAUCCUCUUCACUUCUUUAUGUCACACUGAUGUUUACUUCUGGGAAGCCAAGGGUCAGAAUCCAUUAUUUCCUAGAAUUUAUGGUCAUGAGGCAGGAGGGAUUGUGGAGAGUGUUGGUGAAGGGGUGACUGAUCUCAAACCAGGCGAUCAUGUCCUCCCUGUGUUCACUGGGGAAUGUAAGGAAUGUUCUCACUGCAAAUCUGAAGAGAGCAACAUGUGUAGCCUCCUCAGGAUAAACACAGAUAGGGGAGUGAUGCUUCAUGAUGGAAAAUCAAGAUUCUCAAUCAAAGGAAAGCCUAUUUACCACUUUGUUGGGACAUCUACCUUUAGUGAGUACACUGUGAUUCAUGUUGGCUGUCUUGCCAAGAUCAAUCCCUUGGCUCCUCUAGACAAAGUCUGUGUCCUAAGUUGUGGAAUCUCCACAGGUCUUGGUGCCACUCUGAAUGUUGCUAAGCCUCCAAAGGGUUCAACAGUGGCUAUCUUUGGAUUGGGAGCUGUAGGCCUUGCUGCUGCUGAAGGGGCUAGGAUUGCUGGGGCUUCAAGAAUCAUUGGUGUUGAUCUGAAUUCAAAUAGGUUUGAAGAUGCAAAGAAGUUUGGAGUCACUGAAUUUGUGAACCCAAAACAUCACAGGAAACCAGUUCAGGAGGUGAUUGCUGAGAUGACUGAUGGAGGAGUGGACAGAAGCGUAGAGUGUACAGGAAACAUUGAUGCUAUGAUUUCUGCAUUUGAAUGUGUACAUGAUGGUUGGGGAAUUGCUGUACUGGUUGGAGUGCCACACAAAGAAGCAGUUUUCAAGACCCACCCAAUGAAUGUUUUGAAUGAAAGGACUCUCAAAGGUACCUUCUUUGGAAACUACAAGCCUCGCACUGACCUUCCUUCGGUUGUGGAAAAAUACAUGAACAAGGAGCUUGAACUUGAAAAGUUUAUCACCCAUUCAGUCCCUUUCUCUCAGAUCAAUAAGGCAUUUGAGUUGAUGCUUAAAGGGGAAAGCCUUCGCUGCAUCAUCCGUAUGGAGGGAUAGAAACAACCGUCAUCUACCAAAUGAAACUAGAGUAGAAGUCGUUGUAUCUCAUAAUGUCUGUGUGUUUUUCGUUAUACCCAUUUGUGGGGAUGGAAAUAGAGUACCGUUGCUCCCACCACAGCUGCCCUUCUCAGGAUCAUAAAAUUUGUAUUACGAGAAUGUACAUGACUGUACUAAAAAUUGCCCGCUGGCGUUGGGCUCUCAUAAAUAAAUAAAGAUAUAAAUAAUCCAUACCCAACAUUUCAACA
Hevea brasiliensis (rubber tree) is the source of this 1513-nucleotide messenger RNA. Its product is annotated as alcohol dehydrogenase. Gene Ontology annotation, biological process: formaldehyde catabolic process. The record is from RefSeq and is a predicted model, not a curated record. Gene Ontology annotation, cellular component: cytosol. The transcript has 10 exons. Bases 123 to 1265 code for a protein of 380 amino acids. Gene Ontology annotation, molecular function: S-(hydroxymethyl)glutathione dehydrogenase [NAD(P)+] activity; zinc ion binding. NCBI's taxonomy places the organism in Eukaryota, Viridiplantae, Streptophyta, Magnoliopsida, Malpighiales, Euphorbiaceae.